This is a messenger RNA of Acromyrmex echinatior (Panamanian leafcutter ant), 627 nucleotides long. RefSeq names its product NADH dehydrogenase (ubiquinone) MLRQ subunit (gene ND-MLRQ). NCBI's taxonomy places the organism in Eukaryota, Metazoa, Arthropoda, Insecta, Hymenoptera, Formicidae. Gene Ontology annotation, cellular component: respiratory chain complex IV. The record is from RefSeq and is a predicted model, not a curated record.
GAUGCUGCUGGGUUAGUGAGUUCUGCACAGUUCUGUAAAGCAGUGUGUGGAAGUAUAUUUGUCUGAUUCGUUUUAUUGAAGAAUUGCAGGGAUCUUCCCGCUAAACACCGCAAUCAUGAAAAUGAAAGGAUUAAGUUUUACGAGCAUGAAGCAGCAUCCAGCUCUGCUUCCAUUGUAUUUUUGCGUAGGCUUAGGAGCCUUUGGUGCGGCGUUCUACACGAUCCGUCUAGCAUCACGUAAUCCCGAUGUUUCCUGGCUAAACAAGAAAGAGUCUGAACCAUGGAAUGACUAUAAAACUAAACAAUAUAAGUUCUAUGCAACAAAAGAUGAAAUCAGCAAUGCAAAGAGUCCAGCGCCAGAAUAUUGAACUGUAAUAUGUAAACUAGUAUUUGUUAUAGGAAUAAAUUGUUAUAAAUAAUUGCUAUAAAUUACUUUUAAGAACUUUCAUCUCUGAACAAUACUAUUGUUCUUGUGUCCAAAUAACAGGACUAUAAUAGUCUCAAAUUAUUUCCAGAAGGAAUAUCUUCAACAUCAUUGAACAUGUAUUAUAAUUUAAUUUUUUUUUGUUAGUUUGAGAGAAAGUUUGAUAUUUAAUAAAGUCUGUGUUGCCUGUAAGCGAUACUAAUA